AUGGGAGUAAAAGCAAAGAUAUUGCUUAAACCGGAGGCAACACCAACCAUAUUUAUGAGGCCAAAUACUGUAUCAAAGCCAAAAAGGCAUUCAACUGCUGUCAUUAUUAGGGAAAGAGCAAGACUAUUGUCUGAAAUUACUACAUCUCAUGGUACAUUGGACUCUGCAGACAGCAUUAGAGAUGAUAUGGAGACAAUUGAGCAAGAGUUGGACCAACCAACAAGUAAUGAGGAGAAAGGAAGUGCAAAUAUGGAGAAAGAAGGAUGUGUCAGAGCAAUGGAAUUCAUAAAGAACCAAGGUUUAGAUGUAGGACUGUUUGUAUCUGAUUGGCACAUACAAGUGUCUAAGUGGAUGCUUCAGGAAAUGCCUGAGACCGUUCACAAAUAUGAUGUUUUCAGAAGAAGGUUGAUAAAUUGGGAAAGCAAAAAGAUUGUGAAAGUGCUGAACAAUGGGACGCAGUAUGACUAA
Messenger RNA from Amphimedon queenslandica, 468 nucleotides. RefSeq lists its product as uncharacterized. The record is from RefSeq and is a predicted model, not a curated record. The transcript is spliced from 4 exons. The coding region runs from base 1 to 468 and encodes 155 amino acids. NCBI's taxonomy places the organism in Eukaryota, Metazoa, Porifera, Demospongiae, Haplosclerida, Niphatidae.